ACGAGCACUGAAAAAGACGUAACUUUUAAUUCGUCCUGAAUUUCGCGGAAUACAGUUUUUUCUUCAUUCUGCAAAAAGUUUUGCUCUUUGAAUUCUUUAAAAAAUCAAAAGAAAAGUGUUUGUGAACUGCAAUUCUAUUGAAUUUUCAAGUUCUUCGACUGAGAAACCAACUCCAUGUUGCAAAAUCUAAAGAAAAUAAAUCGCGUAAACCUAAAGUGAAACAAAAAUUCCAAUUUAAUGAAGAAAACAUCAAAAUCAAAGUGAAAAUUUGUAAAAAGAAAAAAAAAAUUGUUGUCCCAUUCUUGCCUCCCACUCGUUUGUUCGUCGAUGUCGAUGAUUCUUCUCAAUCUCGAUUCUUGGUGUUUUGUUAUUCGAUUUUCUUCAAUAUUGUAGAAUCAUAUUUUAUUAACAUCAAGCCUAUUUUUCUGCAUUAUCUCAAUCUCAAGUCUUCGUUCGUUCGUUGUUUUGCAUUAUUCUCUUCUCGUUCGUCGUCGUUUGGUCGCGUUUCAGUGAAAUAUACAUAAAAGAAAAACAAGUGAAAAUUAAAUUCGAAAUAUCUUGCUUUUCCGAAUAAAGUUUGUGCCAAGAAACACAAAAGUUCAAUACAAAUUGAUUUUACAAGAAAAAUAAAAAAGAAAGUUAAAACAAAGAAAACAAGUUUGAGAAAAUAAAAGGCAGACAAAAGCCUCGCAACUAAUCGAAGAAAAUAAAUAUUAAUUGUUUUUCGUGUUCCUCCCAGUGACUUGUGCAUUUUCUUUUUGCUGCUUCUGCUGCUCCAGAGUCCAGAACUAGGAUAAUAAAGAUAAAGAAUCCCUGGAUACAAAAUACCACAAAAUACUAUACACGAGAUUUUUAACUUCUCUUCGUGUGAAAAAGGAAAAAGGAGUGGCGCUUGGAUUUUUGUCGAUUCGCUCUGUAUUCGUCGUCGGCGCAUUGUUGUUGUUUUAUUUGCUUUGCUUUGGUUUGAUUGCUUUGCUGCUGCUGCAAUUCAAUUGCGAGGAUUUAAUUUGGAAAUGAAUUAAGGCAAGACGACACGAAAUGAUACACCAGAAUGAUGUCAACUCAAAGUACUAUUAGUAGGAACUCAAUAAUUAACCUUCUUCAAAUGAGUUAAACAAAAAAAGUUUAAAAAAACAACGACGAAACAAUUUGUCAUUUAAUAUAAAAAAUGAAUAAUGGUUGUGAAGCACUUUUUUUAUCUGACAACAGCAACAAAAUGGAAAAAAUAACUCAUAAAAUCACUCAAUAGGAAUCAACUUUGAUCCAAAACAGAAAAUUUAAACUCAUCAUUUUCAUCCCACUCACUCACUUAAACAAAUCAAAACAAAUAAUCACUCACUCAAUUUUUAUGUCUAACUCAAUGAGUAAAUAAAUUCCACUCUUUCAAAACAUACCCUACCAACAACGAGAGAGAGAGAGAGAGAAAGAAAAAAUCACUCAAUAUGAAUUCGGUCAUUUCAGCAUUUAAGGCGAAAAAAGCUUCGAAUGGUGGAACAAAUGGCGUCGGAGGCGGUGGUGGUGGUGGGGGAGGGACAGCAACAACAACAACCCCUAACAUAACCACAUGCAAUAACGAGAAAAACCAUCGAUCGAGUAAUAAUAACUCAAAUCACUCAACUCCAAAUGGUAAAAAACUCAAUUUGAGCUCACAAGAAAAUGGAUACCAGUACCUUAGACACAUACGCGAAAUAGAUACUGCGACGAAAAUGCUCUCAUCUGUAGCACUCAGCCCCGAUGAUCUGCUUGAGGGUGAUAAAAUGAAUUUCCGUCCUCGGAUGUGCGUCGAUGUGGUUGAUCAUGCAACAAUUGUGGGACCACCACAGCCGGCUUCUAUUAUCGAACCACUCAUUUUAGACGUCAUCGGGAGUAAUAAUUGUAAUAAUUUGAGCCAACAAAAUUGUGAUACAGCAGUCAGCACAAGCAGCAGCAGUCCCCAUCGGACUGGCAGUAGUUGUACGGUAACGGAGGACGAUGAUGAAUCAUCGUCAGCAGCAUGCACGAGCAGUUCGAGUGAAUUGAGCCAGAGUACUGUUAUUGUUCCAACUCAAACAUUGAGUAGUCCUGCGAAAAGUCUGAGUGGUAGCAUUAGUUAUAGUAGUUGUAGUAAUAGCAGUAGUAGUUGUGACAUAACGACAAUUGUAGAUACGCCCUCAACAAAUACCGAAACAACCGUUACAACGGCUUCAGCAAAUAGCACUCAAAAUGAGUGUAGUAAUUCGAUGGAGGACGAUCUGGAAGAAAGUACGAGUCCUAUUGCUGUUUUGACUGCUCCCAAUUCACCUUCUUCUUCAGCUGCAGCGCGAACAACGCUGCCGUCUUCGGUGACCUUGAAGACUCCUCCGACGAUGAGACCUAUGGGCGGUAGUAACAUAACAUUGCCAAUUAUAAUGCCGAAUGAAAAUAGCAGCUUGGGGUCAUGCAACGGUACACAAGGAACAUCAAAUUCAGCUACAACAACGCCGAAAAGUGCCCGCUAUUCAAAACCUCGACUGAGUUUGAGUCGAUUUGUGAAUCACUCAAUGCCUUCAGUGCAUGGGAGGCCAAAUGCAAAUGGCAUGAAUGGAAAUGUUGGCGGUGCAAAUGGGGUCAAUGGUACAACGACGAAUGGGGGACAACCCAAACGACUGUCGACACAUCAAAGGAAUCUGAGCUUGGAUUUUCGAUCAAUGGGAAUUUUGUUACCUCCGGUGUCACAAGUGACAAAUACACGCAUCAAUCUUACGCAACAUCAUCGAAAUCGUAGUUUAGAUAGUGCCCUACAGCGAAUACCUGAGGUCGAAGUAUCAUCACCAAAUGCCGAAAGCGAAAACACAUUCUGCACAAAUUCCAUUCUCGGUUCGACAAUGUGCUCCAAAAUUGUCACAUCGACAGUAAGCAGCAAUAGUCCAAUAUCAUCAACUUGCAUUGUAGACCAAUCAUCAGAACAACAAUGCAAAUUAUCAUCACUUACAUCAUCAACAUCAUUGUCUACAGCUUCCAGUGGUAAUUCCAGUGUAAUUGUUGAACCUUGUUCAAGAACAAAAUCAAGUGAAAGUUCCAGCUGUAACAAUAAUAUAAGCAGUUCAAGUUCAAGUAAUAAACUUCCUAUAGUUGUUCCUUUGUCAAAAGUUGCUGUCGUCGUUGCAGAUAAUAACAACAGUAAAAAGCGUGAAGACCUAACAAGUUUAGGUUCUGACGAUUCAGGAAUAAUUUGCGGAUCUGAAUCAGACCAAGUCUCCCUGAAUCGCAUUCGUCAAUCACACGAGAGUCUUGAUUCUGGUGAAAUGGACGCUGAAGAGGAAUGCAUUGAAAUCCUCGAUACCACGUCCAUGGAUGAGGAGUACGGUAUGCUGCAGUCAGACCUAUGUUUCUAUCAAUCCCCCGACACUGACUGUCAGACUUUGAGGCCUCGGAAGAAGCACGAUGAACGAACAACACCCACAUCGGAGUCCAUGAUGAGCGGCGAGAAUGAUAGAACAACGACACGCUAUAAUGUCGAAAACAAUCGUAUUUGUGUGCCAAUUUGCAUCAACAAUAGUCCAUCGUCACCAGUGCCCAAUGAUAGUGGCAGUGAUUUGGCGACUCCAACAUCGCCAUCAUCCGAGGAGAACAUCCUACCCAUAUCGACAACGACGUCGACGACGGGUAAAGCAGCAGCAGCACAAAAAGCCAACGAUACUCUGGAACCGGCCAACAAGUCCGAGCACAUCCGCAACGAAGUACUUUUCAAGAAUUUUUUUGGUGCCACUAAGAAUGCCAUUUUUCGCACAGCCCAGAGCAUAAUUGAAAAUCACGAGAAAAAGAAUGCCGCCAAAAUAAAAGCAGGCGAACAUCAGGACAAUGCAUCGAUUGUAAGUGGCGACAUCAAAUCUCCGACAGAAAUUUCAAAGAAAAAGGAAUUUCUGCGAUUGAUUUCGUCGAAUGGCAGUAAAAAAGCAGCUGCAGCGGCGGCUAUAAAAAUAAAUUCCCCCACAGAAGAAGUCCAACCAUUGCCAAUGCUCACAGUGACACCAGUCGGGACAACACCCACUGAACCGGAUGUCAAACCAUCGCUAAUCAAGUCGUCCGGUUCGAUGUCCUCACUUAACAGGCUAAAAGCUGUUCCUGGGGUAGUAAAGUGCUUUGUCCGUGAAAAGGAACCACUACGUGAACCAACUAAGACUGAGAAGGGUCCAAACGGGCUUUUGCGUUUCUUCGAAUCGCCCGUCUUCAAUAUACAUUUUGCCAUCCAUUAUUUGUUCUAUUCCAAGGAGCCCGGAGUGCUAAGUUUUAUUGGGAAUAAGAUUUUUAGUUUCCCCGAUCAGGAAGUGGAUCUUUACAUUCCUCAAUUGAUUGUAAUGUACAUCCAAAUGGAUGAAUUAGCUGAGGUCUUGGAUCCCUAUCUGACCAUUCGGUGUAGAAAGUCGGUUGAUUUUUCGUUGAAAUGCCUCUGGCUGCUAGAAGCAUACAACUACCAAAUCGAUUCGAAUUCCCUUUCGAGUAAAAAGACACAGCUGGCGUUGAUGAAGGAGAUUUUCUCGAAAAAAGAACGCAAGCAACUCAAGACACAACAAGUGGUUGCGUCACCAGUCAAGAAAACUCAUCAUCGUUCACAGUCGGAUGCGACGGUUCUGCUCAGUGGAUCUCGUCUGUCAGCGGCGAAAAUGCCCUCAUUACCAUUCCCUUCAACGCCGGCGAAACUCUGCCUCGGAGAUCUGACCUCUGGACGGGCGUUCGACAAUGGUUGCACAUGUUUCGAGUCAGUUCGUGGAACAGUCAACGAUCUUCUUGGCCAUAAAACAGUCUGCAUGUGUGGUGCACCCAAAUCUGCUCCACAAAAAGAGUUCAUGAAGGCGCUCAUAAAUGUUGGCAAGAAUCUUACAUCCCUCACAUCGAAAGCUGAAAAGACAAGCGCGUUGCGAAUGUUCUUAAACUUAAUAAACAAAAAUCUUCCCGCCCGAGUAUGGUUGCCAUUGUAUUCUGAUAUUCCACAUCAUGUGGUUCGCAUCACUGAGGAAAAGACUGCAGUUCUGAAUUCCAAGGACAAGACCCCGUACAUCAUUUAUGUUGAAGUUGUCGAGGUUAACGACAUCUAUUCAUCGCCGGUGAUUUUGAAAAUGAUGCCCAGCCUAAGGCAUACAAAGAGUGAAGAGCAUUUGGAGUUGAAAGACUGUUGUAGUAAUAGUGGCAUAGCUGGAGCUGGAAAAACAUCAGAAUCAUCAACAGAAUCACACACCGCACUGGACACUUUAUUGCAUUCAUGUUUGGACGAUGUGUGGUCGCAGGAAGACGAUGAAAUAACAGCGCAAUAUUUGAAUAUGCGAAAACAGCUUUGCGAGCGAGAUUCUGUGUCACAAAUGUCAUUAGAUUCCUGUGACUCAAGGGAUCAAGGUAAUGGAAUUCCAGCGUUGUUUAAUAUCGGAGAUGUCCGGACGCGGCACUGUAAUAGCUUGAGUUGUGAGAACACAAAGUCUUUCAGUAAUGAUCCAGAAGAUCCUUCAGCAGCUGCUUUAAAGGAACCUUGGCACGAAAAGGAAAAGCAAAUAAGAGAUUCCUCACCAUAUGGCCAUCUUUCCAAUUGGCGACUCCUUUCAGCGAUUGUAAAAUGUGGAGAUGAUUUAAGACAAGAAUUGAUGGCUACGCAAUUACUUCAAAUGUUCAAAAUUAUUUGGGAUGAAGAAAACGUCGAUCUGUGGGUGAGACCAUACAAAAUUGUAUGCUUAUCAAAUGACAGUGGUCUGAUAGAACCUAUCCUAAAUACCGUAUCACUGCAUCAAAUCAAAAAGAAUUCAAACAAAAGUUUGAGAGACUAUUUUAUUGAUGAGUACGGCGAUGCUGGGGGUGAAAAAUUCCGAACAGCACAAAAGAAUUUUGUGCAAAGUUGUGCAGCUUAUUGUUUGAUUUCGUACUUGUUGCAAGUCAAAGACAGACACAACGGAAACAUUCUCCUCCAUUCAGAUGGCCAUUUGAUACACAUUGAUUUUGGUUUUAUCCUUAGCAUAUCACCAAAGAAUUUAGGGUUUGAACAAUCCCCAUUCAAACUUACCCCAGAAUUUGUCGAUGUUAUGGAUGGAACAUCCUCAGAUUUAUGGACUGAAUUUAAUCGUUUGUUACUCGUUGGAAUGAUGACUGCACGCAAACACAUGGACAGAAUAAUAAAUUUUGUCGAAAUAAUGAGAAGCAAUGCUUUCCCUUUUCUAGAUGCUCAAUUGCCAUGCUUCAAAAACGGUUGCUCCGGCACCGUUCAGAAUCUCCGAAAACGUUUCCACAUGAAUCUUACAGAACAAGAAAUGGAACGUAAAGUCGAACAACUUGUCCAAGACUCUUUAAAGAGUCUCUCAACGAAACUUUACGAUGGCUAUCAAUAUUACACGAAUGGAAUAUUGUGAGAAAGGUUUUCAAUUAAAAUCUAAAAUUUUCAACAACAACAGAAACAAAAAUAAUAUAAAACUAAAUCGAGGGAAAACUAAAACAAAAUAGGAAACGAAAAAAGUUUAAAUUCCAUUUCUCUCUCUUAAAAAAGUUCGUAUCUGUAAGUAAAUGCAUUUUUUAUGAAAUCGUCUUUCUCCACUUUCUCUUAAAUUCUCUCUUUAUGUGCAAAUGAGAGAACGAUUGAUCGUCUGUUGCAUGUAUGAGGGUGUGUAUGUUAUAUAUAACUGUAAAAUAAACAAAUUAAAAUUAAUUGUAAUUGUAAACUUUAUCAACAAAAAAUACACAACAUGCGUAUAAAACAAAAAACAAAAAUAUUAAUAAAUAAAACACGAUGUAUUUUAUAACUUUUUGCGUGCGUAUGAUUCCUCUUUUUCUACAACCAUUUAUGUAAUAAAAGGAAUGUUAGUUGAAAAUAUGCUUGAGAUAUCCCCAGAGUGUGACGAUAGAUUCAUAAAUAAAAUAAUUAUUACCUACAUUAAAAAUAAAUCUAAACUAAGCUUUGCAGUUUUCUCUAUAACAAAAAAAAUAAAUGUAAUUGUCUAUAUAAAUAAAUUUAAUAAACAAAACAGAAAAAACAAAACAACAAACUUAUAUAACGAUUUUAUAUGUGCUAUUUCUUAUUCAAAAACAAAUAAAUAUAAAUAAAUAUAUUAAUAGAUAAAAAAGUAAACAAAUUGUAGUUAGUGUCUUCUUCCAUAUUAAAUAAAUAAUUAUUAUUAUUAGUUUUAAUUAUUCAUUUGGCUUGUGGAACAGGCGUUAUAUACAAAGGUUUACUCUUAAAAUAAAAUAAAACAAAACUUAAAAAGGUCUUAAUCUCGUAUUUUCUAAUCGAUGUAUUUUUUUCUCUUCGAUAAACUUUCGUCUUUGCUGUGUAGAACUCUGUCGUCUUUAUUAAUUCCAAACAUUCAAAAACAAAAUCUUCGAUUAAAAAUAAAACUAAAUUCAUUAAACAUAAAAAUCGAUCAAAUGGAAAAUAAAUUUUAAAAAAAUAUAUAAUAACAAAAAAAAAAUCUAUUUUUUCUGUGAAAAAGUACGAAACAUUAAUUGUUUGCAAAAUAAAAUUAAAAACACAAAAAUAUUUAUAUAUAUAUACAUACAUACAAUGCAUAAAGGCAAUUUUAGUUAAUAAUAUUAAAAUUAUAUAAAUAUAUAUACAUAUGUUUAAAAACAUUUAUAAAAUAACGUUAAGAACAUUGAAAGAAAAUUUUGAAUUCAAAUCAAACGAUUCCAUGGAAUAAAAACAAAAUUAAUUAAAUUUUAAAUAUUUAUGAGUGUUUUGAGAUAAAAAUAUUAAAAAAUAAAACAAAAAUAUUUAUGAUUCAUAAGAGGAGAAAAUCCACUCAUUGCCAAAUGUAUAAAAUUAAAAAAACAAAAAACAACUCGAAAAUAAAAUUUUAAUCUUAAUUAAGUUUCCUUAUUGAAAAAAAUACAAAUUUUUGUAGGUAUACAUUACAAAAGAAAAUGAAAAACAAA
Molecule: messenger RNA, 7863 nt
Organism: Eupeodes corollae
Lineage: Eukaryota; Metazoa; Arthropoda; Insecta; Diptera; Syrphidae
Gene: fwd
Product: serine-rich adhesin for platelets
Exons: 12
Coding region: 1443-6347 (1634 amino acids)
Biological process (GO): phosphatidylinositol-mediated signaling; phosphatidylinositol phosphate biosynthetic process
Cellular component (GO): cytoplasm; membrane
Molecular function (GO): 1-phosphatidylinositol 4-kinase activity
Source: RefSeq, a predicted model, not a curated record